This is a messenger RNA of Polypterus senegalus (gray bichir), 567 nucleotides long. RefSeq names its product Fc receptor-like A. The transcript has 3 exons. The record is from RefSeq and is a predicted model, not a curated record. NCBI's taxonomy places the organism in Eukaryota, Metazoa, Chordata, Cladistia, Polypteriformes, Polypteridae. The coding region runs from base 27 to 539 and encodes 170 amino acids.
CCGUUUUUGGUGGCAAAAGAACUGCUAUGUUUGCGCUGGAGUCCAUCGUAGUAGAACAAGCUGGCAGAUACGAGUGUGCUUAUGGGACAAAGAGUCCAGACAGACUGGGAGACUUUCAGACUAAUAAUUCAGUCAGCAUCAGAGUCAAAGAAUCCCAAAUUUUGCUUAUUCUUCAAGUACAGAAUCUAACUGAGGGAGUGGAGGUGACCUUUAUCUGCUCACUUCCUAAAGACUCCAAGAUAAAGAGCAGCUCAGGAGGUUCUUUUGAACUUCAUAGGGAUGGAGAGUUGCUGUCCUUACAGUCCGCUGAUACCUCACCAGAGGUCACAUUCAGGAUUCCGCACACCAGUGAGAACAACAAUGGGAGUUACGUGUGUGUGUUCAGGAUGGGAGAUGUUUACAGAGUUAAGAGUCCACCGGUGAGACUCCAGCACAAAGAGACGUAUUUUCUACCUAAUGUCAUCCGACUGAUUUUAUCUGCAAUGGUGGGUUUAGUACUUCUCUUUUUGUUGUGCGAUGCCUGUGGCAACAAAAGAUAAGAAGACAAAGGAGCAGAAAUUGAACUGU